AUGAGGGCCAGGGGUCAGCAAUACGAGAGACAGAGAAAGGGGGCGAUUGAGAUCGUGAGGAGUAGAAACGAAGCUUCUUUUUUGUGGCGGACUGAGCCGAUCCCGAUUCCCAAUCCAAUCGUACAAGGUCUUGGUUUAGGGUUCCAGAGGAGGUUCUUCGCAUCCAUAAGAAUACCAAAUCGGAAUCCCUCGCUCCUUUGCUCCAUCCCGCUUUCUCCUACUCUCGCUGCUUAUCGUUAUUCUACUUGCUAUGGAUCUGUUUCCCUCCACUUAUCCGCUUAUUGACUUGCGAAAAGGUUUCGGAUAAAUUCUUCCAUGAAAUUGCUCUUCUUGCGAUACAAUUUUAAUAAAGUCUUAUAUAUUGAAUAAGGAUGAGUUUACCUGCCAAAGGUCUCAAUAACAAGAAGGAAGCCAAGUGGAGCAUUCCAAACAAAUCAACAACAUUAAAUCCCAAUGCUGCAGAGUUUGUUCCAUUUUCACUUAAAUCUGCAGGUGAAAGUAACCAAGUUGAUAAUACUUACCGACUGGACCUUCCAGGAAGUUCUAGGAAAGGGUUCCUAGAUAGGUCAGAUUCUACCACUUCACAUAAUUCUGAUGAUGAGGCACAUCAGUAUUGGCGGCACCACCUUCCAGAUGACAUCACUCCUGACUUCACAGCCACUGGAAAAGAUGAUUUUCCUGGUCCUGAACUGUUGCCAAUUGCAGGCUUGUCAAUAUUUGAUGAAAAUGACGGGUCAAGUGUACCUGAAUUAGUUAGCAGGCAUGCACAAAUUACCAGGGGAAUGACUGAUGAACUGAGAUAUUCUGAUUCAAUGUUUCAUCAAGAUCAAUCAUCAGUUGCUUUCACGGCUCCUGCUAAGGAUUCCUGGGACAAUGAAUUAAUAAAAGCUACUCAGCAUCUGAGCAAUGGAUUGGAUGGAUAUCAUUUAAAUGGAAGUUCUAGUGCUGGCUUGGUUAAUAAUUCAUAUAUUGAUCAUCUUAUCAUGGAAGAUUCUGCCAUCAACCACGUGGAGUUUCUUGCAUUGCAAUUCCCAGGUUUUUCUGCCGGGAGUCUAGCAGAAGUGUACUAUGCAAAUAAUUGCGAUUUGAAUUUGACUAUUGAGAUACUUACUCAGCUUGAGCUCCAAAUGGAUGGCGGCUUCACACAAAACCAGAAUUUGAAGGCCAUAGCAACACCAAACCUGAAUUCUCUCGACUUCCCUGCUCUUCCUGUGACAGAUUCUCGGAACAGAUUUGCAACAGGCAGUAGAGAAAAUAUCCAGGAUUUAUAUAGGUCUUCUUCAAGCCUAUUUCGAGGUCCUCCUGAUUUUGCUUCUGCUGUUAGAAAACUUGCAUCCCAGGAUAAUGGUACAUGGAAACAUGAGAGAAAUGGUUCUGUGGAUAGUUUUGGUAGCUCUGGUGUGAACAGACAAAUGGUAACUAACUCAUACAAAGGCAAUGUUAAGUUGGCUUAUGAAAAUAAAUUGCAAGGUCUAGGAGCUGCUCAGGCGAGUCCUAUUUGGCUGGAAACUGGAGAAGCAGUUGCUAAUAUAUAUUCAACAUCAAGGGAAGACGCUCGGGACUUUGCACGCCUUCGAAAUGCAUGUUUUCAACAGGCUAGAGAUGCUUAUUUGAUUGGCAACAAAGCUCUAGCAAAGGAACUUGGUGAUAAGGGAAAGUGGUACAACUUGCAAAUGAAAGAAGCUCAUGCAAAGGCUAGGGAGACAAUAUAUCGGCAAAGGAAUCCCGUGUCUUCCGAGGCCUACAGUCGAGGGCAAGAACGCAUGAUCGACCUUCACGGUCUUCACAUGAGCGAAGCGAUACAUGUUCUAAAGCACGAGCUGGCCAAUCUGAGAAAUGCGGCGAGGCUGAGCGGCCAUCGCCUGCAAGUCUUGAUAUGUGUGGGAACGGGUCACCACACCAAGGGGACGAGAACUCCCGCAAGGCUUCCUAUAGCCGUUGAGCAAUAUCUAGCGGAGGAAGGAAUUCAUUACACCCAGCCACAACCAGGCCUGCUUCGUGUUGUAAUUUAUUGAGAGGUACAUACACUUUGAUGAAAUUGCUUUAAAGAAAGCCAAAAAAAAAAAAAA
Molecule: messenger RNA, 2069 nt
Organism: Phalaenopsis equestris
Lineage: Eukaryota; Viridiplantae; Streptophyta; Magnoliopsida; Asparagales; Orchidaceae
Product: polyadenylate-binding protein-interacting protein 7
Exons: 6
Coding region: 372-2015 (547 amino acids)
Source: RefSeq, a predicted model, not a curated record